GACGUCACGCGUCCUACCGACGUUAGUCGGACCACGAUAUACUUACACCUCUGCAACCGUAAGCUGUCCUUCCUCAUUCUCUCUGCCGUGAUGAACAAUUGGUUCCCUAUUAUAUGAAGCAUUUGAUGAGAUCAAACGCCGGGAUUCCUGAGAUUCUAGCAGUUUCGAUAUUUCAGAAAUAAUUCUUUCUGACUACUUCAUUAUGAUUACAGGUCCUGGUCGAGGCGCUGCAGACGGUCAUGGUGGGACAAUACCAGCUUAAAAUCCUCGCACCUGCAUUGAUUAUUCUUUGCACGCUUACACAUGAUCUUCUCGCCACCGCAAAUCCACCAGUCCCAGCAAUAAUACAACGAGUUUGGACCUGCUUUAGUCGCCCGUUCCGCAACUUUUUGCAUCUGGAAGAUUUAGAAGAAUCGGCGAAGAACGUGGAUGAAACGCCAGUUGCGACGACACGGCUCCUAGUUGUUUUGGCUCUCUUCCAGGCCAUUGGCUGGCUAGGAUGUUUUGUAUAUGCUUGUGUCUCACGAGAUACUCCAACGAUAAUUAAGUCGAUCUUGGCCUCGCUUUCAUGGACAUAUGUGUGCACUAGGACCUUGGUCCGGCCACCUAGAACACCGCCAUAUCUUGUUAUUUCAUUUGCAGUCAUCCAUUUGUUCCUGCCUCUCGUAAACCUUACUAUCGAUGAUAUGUUAGGAUUAACCACUAGCAUUGUUUCUAUGAUAUGUCCGGCGGCUUUCGUAUGGCUCGCUGGAACCCUCCCACUUCGUGCCGUGCAGCCUGGUGAGAAUGUGGCCGCACCGAAAGAUAUACCUUCGAACACACAAACAUGUCCAGAGGACGGGGCCACUCUGUGGUCUUGGUGCUCCUUUACAUUUGUGGAACCUAUAUUUCAAAUCGCAAUGAAACGUACCUUAAAUGACCCCGAUGUUUGGAAGUUAUCACCAUAUUUUGGCCACAGGAACCUAUUCAAUAAAUACCUUGAAUAUCGGUCACGACACCCAAAACAUUCUCUUCUUUGGUUCCUGCUGGCCUCAAACUCGUUGGAUCUGAUCUUGGACGUGUUAUUAGAGCUCUGGAAUGCAGUCAUCGGAUUUGUCCCAGCCUACUCGCUGAAGCGGAUAUUGGCAAUCCUUGCAGACGAUUCAUCUGAACCAAAGGCGAAUGCUUAUUACUGGGCGUUGAUCACGUUUCUCGCUCACCUUACCUUCGCUCAAGUGGAUCUAUUUCAGCAAUGGCACACGCGCAGAUGUUAUGAAAGAACCAGAGGGCAGUUGUUCUGUGCUAUCCAUUACAAAGCCUUGAAGCGGCAGGACAUGACGGGGAAAACAAAACGCGAAGGGGAAGAGGAAAAUAAUGCAUCUCUUGGGAAGAUAGUAAAUUUGAUGCAAGGUGAUACCUAUGCGGUCGCUCAACGAUUCUGGGAGUUUUCGGGCCUUUUCGCAUCUCCCGUUCGACUUGUGAUAGCCCUCGUUUUCCUGUAUCAGAUCAUGGGUUGGAGUGCACUUUCAGGGGUUGUCAUCGUCCUCCUCGCGUAUGUGGUCAACUAUCCUCUCGCCAAAUACAACGUAUACCUGACAAGAAAGAGUUGGAAGGCUAAAGACGCCCGAAUGAAUAUGGUCAAUGAGCUUCUACAAAACAUCCGUUUCUUGAAGUUUUAUGGAUGGGAAAAUCACUGGGGUCGUAAAACUCACGAGCUUCGAGAAAAUGAGCUCCGGUGGCGCGUUAAACAAAAUGUUGUCGAUACUUUAAUCACAUUCGUAUGGACCUGGAUACCAUCGGCCACUGCUCUCGUCUCCUUCUUGUGCUACACCCUUAUUGCUCACGAACGUUUGACGGUCUCCGUUGCUUUUACUGCUAUUGCACUAUUCUCUCAGCUCCAGGGUCCUAUGACAGAGAUCCCGGGACAGAUAUUCGCACUCCUUCAUGCUUACGUCUCAAUGCAAAGGAUAGAACAGUUUCUCAAGGAAGACGAAGUACCUCAGUGGGCUUCAACUCUAACUAGAAUGCCUUCGAGUUCUGAUCAGGUCGUCGGCAAGCUUGGGUUCUCUAACGCUACGUUUCAAUGGCAAGCACCGCCCCAAUCAGUUUCUACACCCGAAGGCUUCACGCUAGGUCCUCUCGAUAUCGUAUUCCCAGAAGGACAAAUCACUCUUCUCAGUGGGCCGACCGGAUCGGGUAAAAGCGCUGUUCUCGCAGCUUUAUUAGGAGAGAUGGAGUGCGUUUCUGGCCGCGUGUUUAUUAGCAAGGCAAAUCAUCACGUCGCAUAUUGUGCUCAAAACCCUUGGCUGGAACACGCGACAAUCAGGGAUAAUAUCGUGUUUGCUUCGGAUUAUGGCUACGAUGAAGGAAGAUAUGACGCCGUUCUCGAAGCUUGUGCACUAAAACGUGAUCUGGAAGUGUUUGAUGCUGGGGACUUGACAGAAAUCGGUGAGAAGGGUAUCACACUUUCUGGAGGUCAAAGAGCACGUAUCGCGUUGGCGAGAGCAGUAUAUUCACAAGCGAAGUAUAUACUCUUGGAUGAUCCCCUUGCUGCGGUGGAUAUGCACACAGCUCAACACCUAGUGGAAAAAUGCUUCUCUGGCGAACUGAUUCGUGGCCGUACCGUCAUCCUCGUUACACACCACAUUGGGUUAUGUCUCCCUAUUUCAUCUUAUCUCGUCGAGCUCUCCCAUGGUGUCGUGAUCAGACAAGGUCCUAUUGACAGUUUUGGACACAGGGAGCUCCAAGAGGUCAUCGAAACGGAAGACUCACCGUUUGCAGAAGAAAAAAAGGUUGAAUCCAGUUCUUUGCCCGAAAAUGAAGCCGACGAUGGAAACACUAAAGGCGCAUCAAACGCUGGUCGUUCUGAUGGCAAGCUUGUGGAGGUCGAAGCUCGAGCUGAAGGACGUGUGUCACUUCGUACUUAUGUGACAUACUUACGUGCUGCCGGAGUUUGGACUUGGGUCCUGACGUUCUUCUUGAUGCUAACGAUCCGUGGUAUCAAUAUCGGAAACCAGUUCUAUGUGGCAGCAUGGGGGAGGGCAUAUGAAAGAUAUGAGACUAGCGCGUUCUUUGCAUGGUUCAUUUCAAAUUCCAUUAAAUAUCCUUGGGAAGACUUUCCUCCUCCCGAUGUCGAUGUCACCCCUUGGCUCUUGAUCUACUUCUAUAUUUCUCUCGUUGGGGCUUUUUCCGUACUGUUCUUCAUCUCCUUGGGCUACUAUGCUAGUCUCUGUGCUUCACGAUCAUUGUUCAUAUCUUUGCUGAGACGGCUGACUCGUGCCCCCGCGCGCUUUUUCGACGUCACCCCGAUUGGCCGAAUCCUCAAUCGGUUCACCACGGAUAUCAACACGAUCGACGGGGCGUUACAGAACUCGGCCAGAAGUUGUCUUUCAGGCAUACUGAAUUUCAUCGCAUCUUUCCUGGUCAUAAUGGUGGUUAUACCUCCUUUCGCGCCUAUAGCUCUUUUCAUUGCAUGGCUUUACAUUCGUUUGGCACCUCCAUACAUUCGGGCUUCUAGAGACUUGAGGCGACUGGAAUCGAUCUCCCUCUCCCCUGCAUUCUCUGGUUUUGACGAACUUCUACGUGGCCUGACACAUGUUCGAGCAUUCGGAAUGGAGCAUCGAUAUCAGAACGCAUUCUAUGCGAAGGUCGAUAAAUUCCAAUCGUUCGACCACGUUUAUUGGCUUGUCAACUGUUGGCUUCGUUGGAGAUAUGACUGUCUUGGUUCUGUGGUUGUUUAUGCCACCACGUUAUUCUCACUAUGGAUGAACGUCAACGACGGAUUCGCCGCUAUCGUCAUUGUUCAGGCAGGUAUAUUUGCCGAUGCUAGUCGUCAGCUGGUCAGAGUAGCGGCCCAGGUGGAGCUUGAUUUCAACAGCGUCGAACGGGUUGUAGAGUAUUUAGAAGUACCACAAGAGGCCCCGGCCAUUAUUGAAGGGAGGAGACCUCCUGCAUAUUGGCCAUCCAGCUACGGGAGCCUGGUGGUGGAUGACCUUACUGUGAAAUACGCACCUCAUCUUCCCGCAGCGCUUCGCAACCUGACUUUUUCUGUGGAACCCUGCGAAAAGAUUGGAGUGGUUGGGCGUACCGGUUCAGGAAAAUCCACUCUAGCUUUAUCUCUUCUUCGAAUGCUCGAGCCGCUGUCUGGUAGUAUAUACAUGGAUGGUAUAGAUAUCUCGGAAAUCGGUUUGGAAGAUUUGAGAACAAGGAUUACGAUCGUCAGUCAAGACGUCUCCCUGUUCUCCGGGACGCUUCGAACCAACCUGGACCCCUUGGGAGAAAACAGCGACGAAGACUGUCUGGAUGUGAUGAAACGCUGUCAUCUAUUCUCCGUGUUGAACCACAAGGGCAGCAUGAAUGAACACGACUUACUUGACCUUCCCGUGAGCCAGGGCUCGCUUAGUGGGGGUGAAAAACAACUGGUCGCACUGGCGCGAGCAGUCCUGAGGCGCACCAAUAUCAUCAUCAUGGACGAAGCCACCUCUCAAAUCGAUAAUGAGCUUGAUGAAAAUAUCCAAAGAACCAUCCGAGAAGAAUUAUCCUCGGCCAUUGUAAUUACUAUCGCCCACAGGCUGAAGACAAUCAUCGAUUCCGAUCGUAUCCUGGUUCUAAAUGGCGGAGAGAUAGCAGAAUUUGGGACACCACGAGAACUGUUGGGAGUGAAUGGUGGCAUGUUUAGGGAGAUGUGCCGCAGAAGUCCGGAUUGGUCGUUGAUAGAGGAUCGUUCAAAAUAGGCCUGUCUCGUGUAACGCCCGCUAUACCUAGAUCAUUUGCAAGAUAAGAUAAACAUUCGAAGG
This is a messenger RNA of Marasmius oreades (fairy-ring Marasmius), 4775 nucleotides long. RefSeq lists its product as uncharacterized. Gene Ontology annotation, molecular function: ATP binding; ABC-type peptide transporter activity; ATP hydrolysis activity. The record is from RefSeq and is a predicted model, not a curated record. Gene Ontology annotation, biological process: transmembrane transport. NCBI's taxonomy places the organism in Eukaryota, Fungi, Basidiomycota, Agaricomycetes, Agaricales, Marasmiaceae. Gene Ontology annotation, cellular component: membrane; fungal-type vacuole. The coding region runs from base 240 to 4712 and encodes 1490 amino acids. The transcript has 27 exons.